UUACACGCACAUUUGCAGCAGAAAAUCAGCGAACGCCCGUUUAACUUCCUCUCCUGCAAGAAGACAUCCACCUUAUGGGACUCUGGAAGAGCGGGCAUAGUUUUGAAUUGGAUGAACUAUGGAGGAUGCGUCCUCGGCAUGAGUGAGGAGCAGACGGACCGACCGAGAACAGAACGAGCGGUGUUUGUUGCCAACACACUCCUUAACGGUGUGCGAAUCAUUCGACUGCGUUCUUGACGUUCCUCAGUAACUUUAGGGAUUUCGCGCGCGUUCCGCGCAGGUUCCUCUCACGAAACCGAAUUGUUUAUUUUCCCCCCCGUCAUUCAAAAUUUAAAACUUGAAAACUUUAAAGCACUUCUGUGAUAUACCUGUGGUAUGUAAAUAUAUGGAAAGUCAUAAAUGAUGGCAGUAAGUUAGGCUACUUAUGUUUCGUCGACGUACCGUCCCAUACAGAUCCUAACGGAAAGCGUUCGAGCAGCCUGCUGUUGCUAUGGUGACCUCCUCAGGCGAACGCGACUGUUUGCGGCUGUCUAUUUAGUGUGCUAACUUGUAAUCUAACUUUUGUGGUUAUUGAAACAUUGUUUGAAAGUAUAUCUACCUUUAAAAAAAACAUUUUAUGUUGACUUCCCGUGGGGGGUUAAGCUUUAAUUAGACUAGCCGAACCCUUCAAAUAACAGCCAACUAUUUACCGAAGGCCAACUGUCAUAAUAGGUAGCCAGAUAUUCGCCUGUCAGAACAAACUUUUCUUACGUGGAUAUAAAAAUGAAAACUUAUCUGAUGGAAAGCUAUGCUUAAACUAGAAUCAAUACACGUCGAAAGCCUGUUUAAAAGGUGCUUGAAUGUAACUCAUACUGUCAUUUAUGUGAAAAGAAGGCGUGUGAGCGUGACAAGGCUGGCUUUCCGUACUUACGGUGAUGUUUAACAAACUACGGACGGACUUUACGCCAUGUGAAGUGCCACCAGAGCUGUAGACGCACUUGUUUGCGUCCAGUUUGUGGUCCUACGUGAACAGAGAGCAAAAGGGGGAAAAGUGAGGAAGUGAAACGGGCUAAUUACUCAGUCCAUCCCUCAUUUCCAUAUCCAGAGAGAGUGUCUACUGGCGUGCGGCCAAUCCCUCAUGCAGGCGCAACGUAAUACAUGACCCUCUAUCAUUAUAACGCCGACAUGCGCAAUCUGCACAACGGUAACAACAUCUAAUAUCUCUUAUUCACUGACCCCGGGACUGUACGGGACUGCCUGCGUCCGAUGUUUCUGCAGAUCGGAGCGCCGACGCGAAGCGCAGAGACAUGUCCCGAAGAAAGCAAGCGAAACCUCAGCAUCUCAGAUCGGACGAAGAGGGAGCACAGUCGGACAAAAGUCCGGAUAACGCACUUCUGUUGAGGGGAGGCGAUGAGGAGGACAGCGGCACAGAGAGCCGCAGCGGAGGUGAGGAGACGCACGUGUGCGAGAGGUGCUGUGCUGAAUUCUUCAAGUGGUCCGAAAUGCUGGAGCACCAGCAGAAGUGCACGGAAGACCCCCCUGUGCUGAUAGUAAAGGAGCACGAAGAGAAGGCUAUUUCCCGAGGAUCGCCGACAGAAUCCCUCUUGAGCGCCCACAGUGACUCAGCAGAAAUGGAGGCCAGUGAGCUCAACUGCGAGCUGGCCGAGAAAGUCGACGAGAUGCCUGAGGAAACCCACAUCAUCGACCUGAAUGAACCAAUGGAUAUAAGUUUGCCCGAGCAUAAAACAUCAAACCUCAGCCCUCUACCACUUGACAAUGAAAUCACCUCCUCUUCCCCUGCACCACCUAUUACCAAUCACUAUGACAUGCCCAGCACCAACGUGACCCUGGAGAUUCUUCACAGCACCCGAGUGGCCGUUGCGCAGUUUUCCCAGAGCAUUCACUGCGCGGGGUCUGCAGGCAAGCUGAACUCAGCUGCGAUACCUAUGAUUCUGGAGCAGCUGAUGGCGCUGCAGCAGCAGCAGGUUCAGCAAUUACAGCUCAUUGAGCAGAUCCGCAGCCAGGUCGCUGUAAUGAAUAGGCAGCCUACGCAAGCCGCCCUUAAUCCUGCCUCAAAAAGCCUGCCCUCUGACUCUAACACUUACAAUUUCCAGGGCAUCGCUCCACCCCCUGUACUUCCAUUAUCUGGGGUCAUGCCCUCUGCAGUGAAUGGGCAGGCUUCUGUAUCCCAGGCAUCUAUGCUUGCAAGGCCACCAUUGCUGUCUUCCCAGCCAAGCAGUGGACAAAUCAGCUCUAGAGCACUGGAGAGUGCCACUGCUUCCGUAACAAGUUCCAGCCCUCAUCUCUUCAGCUACAACGGGGCUUCCCCGCUCUUGCCCACCUGUAGCGGAUCGCACUCUAACGUUACUAACACCCAGUCCAUAAGCACUCCCAGCCCACUAUCAGCUGGCCAGAGUAGCCUCCUUAGCCCUUCUGCCAACCUGCCAUUACUACCUCAAAGCCCUCCCAACGGAGUCAUAUUUCCCAAUCCACUGGCCAGUAUUGCAGCCACUGCCAGUGCAUUAGACCCACUUGCUGCUAUGAUGAAGUACCGUAAGGGCAAACUGCCCAGCGUCUCAAUGUUUGACAGCAAGCCCAGUUCCGAGGACCCUUUCUUUAAGCACAAGUGUAGGUUCUGCGCUAAAGUGUUCGGCAGCGACAGCGCCUUGCAGAUUCACUUGCGCUCGCACACGGGCGAAAGGCCCUUCAAAUGCAACAUUUGUGGCAACCGUUUCUCGACAAAGGGAAACCUUAAAGUCCACUUCCAAAGGCACAAGGAGAAGUACCCUCACGUUCAGAUGAACCCGUACCCAGUCCCAGAAUACCUUGACAAUAUCCCUACCAGUUCCGGGAUCCCCUACGGGAUGUCUUUUCCUCCGGAGAAGGCAGGACCUACUUGGUUAGACAGCAAGCCUGUUCUUCCAACAGUGCCGUCCUCAGUGGGUCUGCAGUUGCCACCCACGGUACCAAUUAUUGAAAGCUUAAGUGAUUCAUUUACAAGCACACCCUCUGAAAGAUCUCCACACAGGCCGUCGCCAGCCAGAGGCGAACUUGCACCGUCGUCCCCCAAUCCCACCGGCACCGAGACAGAUAUGUCCACCAUUGCGGCCUCCCCUAAAUCAAACAGAGAAGGAGAGAUCACACAGAGCUUCAGUACAGAAGAAGUGCACCUGCCAUCAAACAGUAUGAUUAGAAACGUCAACAACCCAAACAACCUGCUUCUGCAGUCCAUGUCUACAGAAAAACCUGUUAAGGGAAAUGUAACCGAGUCCACUGAUGCUCCUUCAGUUGAUACUAAGUCGUCCUCUCCUCCACUCAUCUCAGAUCAAUUCAAGGCCAAGUUCCCAUUUGGUGGUCUCCAAGACUCUAUGCAAACAUCUGAGACAUCGAAACUCCAACAGCUUGUGGAAAACAUCGACAAGAAGAUGAUGGAACCCAAUCAGUGUGUGAUCUGCCACCGUGUGCUAAGUUGUCAGAGCGCACUGAAGAUGCAUUACCGCAUCCAUACAGGGGAAAGGCCAUUUAAAUGCAAGGUUUGUGGACGAGCGUUCACCACAAAGGGUAACUUAAAAACACACUUCGGUGUACACCGUGCAAAGCCUCCUCUUCGGAUUCAGCAUUCAUGCCCGAUCUGUCAGAAAAAGUUCACGAAUGCUGUCGUACUACAGCAGCACAUACGCAUGCACAUGGGUGGCCAGAUUCCAAACACUCCUCUGGCAGAAACCAUGUAUGAGAAAGAUACAGAUAUGGAGAGUUUUGACAGCAUGAGCACUUAUGAUGAUGACGGUCUUGAUGAUAUUUCAUUUGAAGAAGAAGGGGAUGUUGUGGAGAACAAUGAAAACACCCUAAGCUCUUUUUCAGACAGUCCACCACCUAUCUCAUCUCUUCCAACCAGUGUAUCGGAAACUCAAAGCGUUGGGGGCGACUCAGCCGUCAGUCUCAGCCAAUCAAAUGGAAAAAAGAUGGUCAGGUGCGGACCUAUGGAUAACGAUCUUCAUGCUCUGGGCUCUACUACCACUGGCGAAAUGGAGAACCACAGCAUGAGAACCAGUUUAAUGCCACAUGCGUCUAGUUCAAUUCACAUUACACCCUAUCCCAACAGUCAGCCUGAGGGUCAACAUGAGCACUUAGUCUCUCUGAACCUCUCCUGUAAAGUCCCAGAGGCAAUAGCUAUCGUAAAAUCUGAAACAACAGAUUGUCCUGCAGCAAAUACAGUCAACGAGGUGACUGUUAAUCAAACGGGAAUCCAGCCUAUUAACUCUACAGUCAAGAAAGAAAACACUUUCAACUUGCAGUGUUUCAGUAAGGAAAAUGAAAAUGUUCAAAGGUCUACUGAACAGGAUACUAAAAAUUCGCCGACUGCGGUGAAACUGGAGAUGAAUGCUUGCAGUAGACCAUACAUGCUAAAAGAGGGGCCUUUCCCUGCAUUUGGCCUGCAGUCUCCCACCUCGCGCUCAGAGGUGAUGAUACCGGGCGUCACCUCACUCACUGGACCACCCCCUCCCAGACGGACCCCUAAGCAACACAACUGCAGUGCAUGUGGGAAGAACUUCUCUUCUGCCAGUGCCUUGCAGAUCCACGAGCGCACACACACCGGCGAAAAACCCUUCGGCUGCUCUGUCUGCGGUCGAGCAUUCACAACCAAGGGUAAUCUCAAGGUGCACAUGGGCACCCAUAUGUGGAAUAACACUCCUGCUCGUAGAGGAAGACGUCUGUCUGUGGAAAACCCAAUUGCCCUUUUGGGUGGUGACGCCCUGAAAUUCAGCGAAGCGUUUCAGAAGGAUUUAGCAGCGCGGGCCAUGAAUGUGGACCAGAACUUCUGGAGCCGAUAUGCAGCAGCUAUAACUAAUGGCUUAGCAAUGAGAAACAAUGAAAUAUCAGUCAUUCAGAGUGGAGGAGUCCCCCAGCUUCCUGCCAUUACUGUGGCCACGGACAAGGCUAGCACUGGAAACAGCCCACCAAUCACAGCUAUGGAAAAAACAGGCUUAGAAAGGGGCGCUGGACAACACUUCUCCAUGAUGAUUGAUGACAAAAAAGACAUUGGAAUCAAUUAACGUAAAGGUGACAUAUUCUUUCUCCUUGCAUAAGGAACGCUGAAAAUAAACGUGUCUUGAUUUUAUAAAAUCAGAACAAACUCUUUAGAAUGUGCUUGAUUCAUGUGGGAAAAGAUUCAGUUUAUCUUAUGCUAUAAUGGCACUUGUUUUUUUAAUUUUAUUGUUUAAACUGAGGCCACGGUUAGUUUUUCAAUUAUGUCCACUGACUGAAACCUUACACUUGAUUCAAGGGCAUUGCUUUGAGAUGAAAUGAUUAUUUUAUGUUGUAAAUAUGUAUUCUAUUUUAUUUUAUUUGUUUUUACCCUGAUUUUGCUGUUAAACAUCGCUAUAUUCAU
Labeo rohita (rohu) is the source of this 5368-nucleotide messenger RNA. It is a transcript of the gene sall3b, whose product is annotated as spalt-like transcription factor 3b. Lineage: Eukaryota; Metazoa; Chordata; Actinopteri; Cypriniformes; Cyprinidae. Bases 1287 to 5033 code for a protein of 1248 amino acids. Gene Ontology annotation, cellular component: nucleus. Gene Ontology annotation, biological process: regulation of transcription by RNA polymerase II. Gene Ontology annotation, molecular function: RNA polymerase II cis-regulatory region sequence-specific DNA binding; DNA-binding transcription factor activity, RNA polymerase II-specific. The record is from RefSeq and is a predicted model, not a curated record. The transcript is spliced from 4 exons.